Molecule: messenger RNA, 413 nt
Organism: Thelazia callipaeda (thelaziosis nematode)
Lineage: Eukaryota; Metazoa; Nematoda; Chromadorea; Rhabditida; Thelaziidae
Source: the annotation of a GenBank genome assembly
AUGCAUUACGCUGACGUAAUGGUCAAGAUUCACAUAGAUCGUAUCAGAUCUCGCUCAGAAAUACAUUACUUUGCUGACUUUUUUUUCUCGAAAAGUUCUUUCAAUUAUUACUCGCAUUAUCAAAAAAGCUUUCAAAAGAUUUUCAUUUCAGUUGAAUGUCUCAGUUGUUAUACUUGUGAAAGCCUUGAAGAUUGUGCUAAUCCACGGAUACAACUAUGCUCUAAAAAUGACGAAUGCUUCACUGUUGCUCAAAAUUACGACACAAAAUCGAAUGGCUUAAGAAAAGGCUGCGCACCAACAUGCGAUCGAGUGAAUAUAGUCGGAAAAUUAUGCAGAACCUGUGAUUCUGAACUGUGUAAUGGAAAAACUGGUAAGGAACCAUUUUGCCUUCAUUAUACUAUUUUCAAGUAACA